This is a messenger RNA of Aedes albopictus (Asian tiger mosquito), 4656 nucleotides long. Its product is annotated as ras GTPase-activating protein-binding protein 1. Gene Ontology annotation, cellular component: ribonucleoprotein complex; cytosol. The coding region runs from base 588 to 2870 and encodes 760 amino acids. The record is from RefSeq and is a predicted model, not a curated record. Gene Ontology annotation, molecular function: mRNA binding. NCBI's taxonomy places the organism in Eukaryota, Metazoa, Arthropoda, Insecta, Diptera, Culicidae. The transcript has 6 exons.
CGCAGUGCUUCGAAGAGUGGUGAUCCGCAAGAAAGUCGGGAUUGAGUUUUCUUCGGCAUUUUUCAUAGUUUUUCUGACGGAAAAUUCUACCGAAAACCGCUACAGUUGCCGUUUUCACACGCGUUCAGUGUCUGAACAUAACGACGGUUCCGAUUUGGGGUGCAAACAUCCGUGCAGACUCCGGAAAGAACCGAUUUUGCUGUCGAGGACCGCGGCUGCGAAAAAAAUUAGGAACGGCAUCGCCACAGCCAGGAGGAGGAAAGUGUGGUUGGUUAGUGUGUGCGUGUGUGUGAGUGUUUGGCAAUCCAACAGAUCCCCAUCACACAGGCACAUCUCGCUCGCUCGUUCAGGCAAGAAGGAAGAUCGCUUAUUCGUGUCGUCGCAGAAAGUAGUGUGAAAAACGACGGAGAACAGGCGGCGCAGUCCCGGUUUCGUGAAACAACACAGAAAGGGGAGCAAGUCACAGUCGGCGGAAGAAAAACCUGAAAUUUUUCUACACACGGCAGAACAAUCGUCCGGAUUCGUCUCGAUUCGCUUUUCCAAUCAACCGAAAAGGCUGAAAAUCAACUGUUGGUAGUUCUUGGGAAAUGGUAAUGGAAGCACAACCUUCACCGCAAAGCGUUGGCCGCGAGUUCGUGCGCCAAUAUUACACCCUGCUGAACAAGGCGCCGGAUCACCUGCACCGUUUCUACAACAACUCGUCGAGCUUCGUCCAUGGCGGUUUGGACACGAAAAACCAAGAAGCCACGCUGGUGAUCGGCCAGAAGCAGAUCCAUAACAAGAUCCAGCAGUUGAACUUUCGCGAUUGUCAUGCCAAGAUCAGCCAGGUGGAUUCGCAGGCUACCCUUGGCAACGGUGUGGUUGUUCAGGUGACCGGCGAGCUGUCCAACGAUGGUCAACCGAUGCGCCGUUUCACGCAAACCUUCGUGCUGGCCGCCCAAUCGCCGAAGAAGUAUUACGUCCAUAAUGAUAUCUUCCGCUAUCAGGACAUUUACUCCGACGACGAGCUUGAUGAGAACGAACGGUCUGGAGAGGAGGACGGUGGCGAGGUUGAUGCCAACAAUGCCGUAGUUGUUGAUCAGCAGCAGUCGGUUCAGGGGAACACUGUUGCUUCUGCUGGUGGCGUAGCUCCUGGUCUGGGACAGACUCAGCAGCAGCCGCAACAACCUCAGCAGCAGCAACAGCAGCUGUACUAUCCCCCGGGAGUUAUGAGUGCUGCUCCGACCGGAAUCAUCCCGAGCUACGGUCAACCGCAGCCGGCUCAACAAUCGCAACAACCCCAGCAAACGCAGCAACCGCAGCAACAACAACUGAAUGGAGUUCAUGACGAUCUGUUGAAAACCGUGCCGACUCAGACUACUUCCCAGCUGAUGCAAUCUUCGGUUGCUCCGCAAAAUCCGACCGCUGUCAUGCAACAGGUUCCAAGUGUCGCUACCGGUAUGCCAACCGUUGAUCCGAUCCAGCAUCUGACCCAGCAACAACAAGUGGUCCAACCUCAGCAAUCAGCCCCUCAACAAACACUGCAGCAGCCCCAACAAAUGCAACAACCCUCCACCAUUCCGCAGCAGACUGUUUCCCAGCAACCUCAGCCAACCCCAAUCGCCGAACCGGAACCGAUUCCAAGCUCUCUGUCGAUGAACGAACUGGACUCUGCUUUGCCCUCGAUGAACGACCCAACCCCGGCGGAAGCUAGCGAUUCCCAUGACCACCACCACCAUCAUCACCACCAUGGCCAGUCGGACCAUCUGAACGAACAACCACAGUCCCUGUCGCAGCAGCAACCGUUGUCCAACGAACCGAAGACGUACGCCAAUUUGGUGAAAUCCGGCGGUGUUGGCGGUGGUCCCGGACCGUUGAGCUUCGCUUCCGUUUCAUCCCAUCACCACCAGCAGCAGCAGCAGUCUCAUCACCAGUCGCAGGGCUACAGCAACGUGACAGCCGGGCGGCCAUCCGUGAUGUCCCCGCCGCCGUCGUCCUCGCUGCAGAGCUCCAGUUCCAACAAUGGUGGCCCCACCAAUACCGUAUCUUCUACCGGUGGUGGGCUGGGUGGCAAGUACGAUCGCGGCCAACAGCAACAGUCAUCACAGCAGCAGCAACAGCAGGACCAGAGCGGCGUCGGCGGCGGCAUGGGUCAGGGACCGAUGCCACAGCGGAUGCAGAACCAGCAGCGACCGAUCCGAGGCAAUGGUGGCCCAACCAGUGGUGGUGGACAGAGCUCGCUCAGACCGCAGGAUAGCCGACCCAGCUAUCAGAGGAGCUACAACAGCGAUGGUGAAGAUCGUCGCCAGCAGAGCGGCUCCCAGUUCGGAGACAACCACCAGCUUUUCCUGGGCAACAUUCCGCACCAUGCCACCGAAGAGGAGCUGUCGGUGCUGUUCUCCAAGUACGGCACCGUGGUGGAUCUGCGCAUCCACUCGAAGCCAGGAGCAAAGGUUCCGGGAGUGCGUGCCCCUCCGAACUACGGCUUCAUUACCUACGAGGAUCCCUCUUCGGUUCAGAGCUGCCUAGCGGAUACGCCUCUGUUCUUCCCGGAUAACUCCCCGGACGGUCAGAAGUUGAAUGUGGAGGAAAAGAAGACCCGGAUGCGCGGUCCCGGUGAGACGGGUGGCCGCAUGGGCGGCAGCAAUCUCGGCGGAAAUGGAAGCGGAUCACGAGGCGGCCCUGGUGGCCCGGGAGGUCAACAGCGUGGAGGCCCUGGUGGCCCCCAGGGGAACAUGAACCGGGGCGGUUCGGGACAGCGCGGCCUGGGCGGAGUCGGUGCCGGCGGUGGCGGUAGCGGUCGCGGCGGAUACCAGCGAUCGGAUCGGAGCAGCGUGACCGGAGGCGGUCAGCGAUCUGGAAACGGAAACUACCAUCCAUCAAAUCGCUAAAUCCGGUUAAAGUUCAGCAACGUACAUAAGCAGCAUACCUAAUAGACACACAUACACACCCACAAGCGUGCACAUCAUGUGUUGAACGCACUCUAGGAAGCAGCGUGUCCCGUGUCAGUAAAUAAACAUAAUAAUAGUAACUAUAGAAUAACAGGAUCAAUAAUUCAACACAAUUAAAACUACAAUUAUAGCAACAGCUACCCUUUCUACUGCUGCUAUUUAGUACAACGCAGCAGUAAGAAGGAAUCAAACAAGCAUCCAUUGUGUGAAUAUACAUAUAUCUUAUGUGAAACGUAACUGUAAUAAUUGAAUAUUUCACCACGCCGUAAGAGCAUAAAACGUAAAGUAAGUCAACUAACACUAAAAUUGACUUUGAAAUUGGUUUGAUAGAGAAACAUGAGAAGAAUAUCAAAAAGAAAACACUGCGAAGCUAGACUCAAAUCCAACAGACAGUGACUCAAAUGCAAUAGUUUUCUUCUAGCAUCAUGCAAACAAUGAAAUGCGAGUUUUUGAGUUGGAUGUUUUUCACACUUUAGAAAGCAAAAGAAUAUUUCUUUUUGCGAAAGGAACAGUAAACUGCUGACUGGCAGAUAGGUCUUUUUAAUGAAUUAACAAGGAAAUUGCUUUAAACAAAUCCUAUAAUUAGGCUUACUCACGCCACAAAACAACUAGACGUGGGUAGAACAAUAGAGGAAAAGAAAACAAUAAAAUACUUUAAAAAAACGUUUUCACACAUUUUUUAUUUAUCAGUGAAAGCGGAUAAGGAACACCGAUCAGGGGCACAUUUUAAGGUGAAAGGUUAGAUACAGUACCCAACAACAAGUUUAGAUACCUAUUCGAAGGAACAUAAUGCCAAACAUACUAUAUGCUAAUAAACAAACGCUUUCAUUUUGGCAGGGUUGAUAGAUAUCAGGGCUUGAUAUACAUCAUCACACUGGUGUCGAUAGCAUUUCAUAACAGAUUUCAGUUCCUGAUAUAUGGCAACUCUGCCAAAAGGCUAUAUAGAGACCAACAUUUCCUGUCUUCUUCCACAUUGUGUGUCAUUUUUUCUUCUUAUUUUCAAGGAUACCUACCUUCCACCAAGGUGCUCACUGUGUGCGCUCCUGUUUGUAAAAGAGGAUCUCUAGAAGCUUUUAACGGAAAAUAAUAGAAGAAAAGCGUAAUAAGAACAAAUGAGAUUGAAGUAGAAAAGCAGAAAAUGUCUAGUUUAUUUUUUUCCCAUUUGCUGGACACGUUGUUUAGUCCUAAAAUAUAUUUUACGGAAACUAUCAUAACAAAUUAGUAUUGUUUUGUCGAUGAACGAAAGAGUGAACGUAGUUACAAUGUAUGCUAAACUUACUUAAGACUUCUUAAGGUAAAACAAAAAGAUUAAAAAAAAAAACAAACAAAAAAUGCAAUUAGAUCAGAGUAAGUAAUUGAGGGCGAGUAAAACAGAAAAUCACCUACUGAAUACAAACACAUACACACAUUGCUAAGCAAGUUCUCACAGCAACAAAAAAAGAAGUGAAAGAAACUGUAGUAAAACCAAUUUUAGAUAGAAAACUGUUCACAUAAUUUUUAAAUGUGCAGGAGUUUGUUUGACUAUGAUUUUACCUAGAGCGAGCGUUUUUUUAUUUAUAAUUCAACAACCAUAGGUAACACUUUGAUAAUUCAAUAUCACUAAACAAACAAGAAAACAACAAAAGAACGAACUGCACUACAGUUUUGAAAACAGAAGGAAUUAGAUACGCCAUUUGAGUAUCGUUUUCGUGUUUUGUGAAACUCUAAAUUAAUAACUGCUGAACAA